Messenger RNA from Polyodon spathula (Mississippi paddlefish), 3155 nucleotides. It is a transcript of the gene nbr1a, whose product is annotated as NBR1 autophagy cargo receptor a. The coding region runs from base 152 to 2692 and encodes 846 amino acids. NCBI's taxonomy places the organism in Eukaryota, Metazoa, Chordata, Actinopteri, Acipenseriformes, Polyodontidae. The record is from RefSeq and is a predicted model, not a curated record. Gene Ontology annotation, molecular function: ubiquitin binding. The transcript is spliced from 19 exons. Gene Ontology annotation, biological process: macroautophagy. Gene Ontology annotation, cellular component: phagophore assembly site.
AGUGUAAACAGAAAGAAAGGAAAAGCUUCCGACUCGGUUAAUUAAGGGGAUAACAGAGUGGCUUUAUAACUACGUACUGCGUACAAACAGACACGUUUCCCAAAGAAAUAAAACGGGGUAGGCGAUUUAUAUGAGUUUUUUAUUUUAAAAAAUGAAGACAACCAUGGAUUUCCCGAUUAAUGUAAAGGUGAAUUACAAUGGAAAGACAGAGAGUUUCCUUGUUUCGGAUUCCGAGAGAACACCCUGGGAGUGCGUUGAAGGCAGGGUGAAAAUUUCUUUUGGUUUGAACAAUGUGCAGGUGAAAUAUUUUGAUGAGGAAAAUGAGGAGGUUUCAAUUAACAGUCAAGAGGAAUAUGAAGAAGCAAUAAAGAGUGCAGUUAAACUAGGGAAUCAACUCCAUAUGAAUGCGUAUGAGAUAAAAGGGCCUGUGGCAAGACGAGUGUGUGAGAGUGGGACAGUAAAAAGAGACUUUGAAGUCCUCAAGACUGGGAAGAAGGCAAUUCAGAACUACUCUUUGCUCGCAAAAGCUGAUGGACAUAAAAUGAUGCCUACCCAAGACAAGGAAAUGACGAUGAGAAAUGACAUCCAGUUGAACAAAGACGAUCAACAGAAUCCUCCACUUUGGUUUACUACUUAUAUGGAAACGUUCAAGGAUCAGGUGGUAAAGGAAGCCGUAGAGAAGAUCUGUCAUGAAUUCACAGAGAGGUUCAGCAUACAGCCCCUGCAACAGGGUUCCUCUAAUGAACCAGCAGGGGUGGGAAUCGAAGUCCCAGAAAUGAGCUCCAUAUCAGCCAAUGCCAGCGACUGGCUCAUAGUCUGUAGCAGCUGCCAGAACAAGAUUACAGGAAUUUGCUACCAGUGCAGUGUGUGCCCAUCCUGCACUUUGUGUGAAUUGUGUGAGUCAUGUAACUAUGAACAUGAUCCUGCCCAUUCCUUAAUAAAGUUCAGCACUCUGUUCAGCACACCAGCACCAAACCAUUUGUCUGGAAACAGACUACCAGCUGCUGGAGACCAUGCAAGGUUGCAGAAACGGAUAGACAACAGUAUCAGGAAAGCUGAAAAGCAAAGACUUCAAGCAGAAAAGAGACGGCUCAAGACUGAGGUGAAAGAGAUAAAGGAGCAACUGAAAAUGUAUCGACAGGGUCUUCACUGGAACGAUUGGAAUGAUGCUGUUUCAGAUACUACAGUACUCGAGUCAAUGGGAACCAAGCCAAGCACUAGAAUGAGCCCGAAGCUGGCGUGUAACUCCAUCGUUCCCACCAUGAGUGCUGCGUUUCUGGAUGAGAAUCUACCCGACGAGACUUGCAUUCAGCCUGGUACUAAAUUUAUCAAGCACUGGACAAAGAACACUGGCAAUGUGAACUGUAUGUUGGAAACAAAGGACCUGCUGUCUUUUGAACUGCUGGAUGUCAACAUUGUGCAGGGGUUGGAGCGAGUACCACAUAACACACCUGUCGACAUGACCCCCUGCAUGUCCCCCCUGCCCCAUGAAGAACCCCUUUUGGAGAAACCAGGACUGUGCCAGAUUGAGGAGGAGACUGAAGGAAGUGGAUUGAAGGCACUUCUUGAUGUUACACUGGGGAAGAAAAAUACAGAGAGCCCUCCUGUUGUGGAGGAUGGGGAGGAGGACAUCAGCGGGACCCAGUUUGUUUGCGAGACAGUAAUUCGCUCCCUUACGUUAGAAGAGGCACCUGAUCACAAACCACCGAGAUGGAGCAAACCUGGAUCUCCAAAGACCUCUUUGCAGGGAGAGCAGAAUGUAUUUUUUUCAAAUGACAGAAAUGAAACCAGUGGAAAAACAAGCCUGCUGUCUACAGAUGUGGAAAGAAAGAAACCUAACGAGCAGACACAGCCAGAGGAGAGUAUGGAAGCGGUCGUUGAGAGUUUCUGUCUGGACCAGGUCCUUGAUAAGGAUGUUGAGGGGCAGAAGCAGCAGGACGAUAAUAAAGAUGAGGUGCAGAGUCAGGGCUCAUCCACCUCCUCAGAGGGUUACAUCAUCAUCCUGCCAGACUGCUUCGACACCAGCCGGCCCCUGGGGGAGUCCAUGUACAGCUCAACCCUGUCUCCUCCUGAGAUUGAUGCUGGCAUAGAGACUGACACGGAGCUGGAGUGCUGGACCACCGAGGGAAAAGAGCAGGUACCCAUGCACCCAGGCAUCAAUGACAUGCUCUGCACCUCCCAAACACUGGAUACUGUGACAUUGACCCCGGAGGUGGUGUCCUGCCCAACACCCACUCGAACACAAAGAGAAGACAUCUGCCCUCAGAAGACAGAGCAUGCAAUAAGAGAAAUGCCUAUAAAUGAAGUUUAUCAGCCACGUCAGAAUAGUAUUGAAGUGUCCAAUUCUGUGCAACAUCAGUCAGUGGGACCCUCUAGAGUUAUGAAUUUAAGAAAAAAGUGUAAGCAAGAUAACAGGCACAACCGAGGUAUAGCAGGGGGGCUGGUCAAAGGAGCACUGUCUGUAGCUGCCUCUGCCUACAAGGCACUCUUCACUGACCAGCUAGCACUACCACAGCAACCGGUUGACUCUGGGAAUCAGAGCGCAACCAUGAUGGAUGUCUUGUCGGAGAUGGGGUUUGUUGACAGACAGCUAAACCAGCGACUACUGAAGAAACACAACUACAGCAUGAUAGAUGUGGUGAAUGAACUGGUGCAAAUGAGCAACAACGACUGGUAUUCGUCUCAUUACUGAUUCCACGCAUCUUUAACAGCAGAUUCUGGGGGUGGAGAGAACGCAAUAGUAAAGCACAUUUAAUUCACUUGCAUUUUCAUUUGGGACGAUUCUCUUGGUUGAAAACAGUGAGAUAUGGAAUUAGGGUGCACACAUUUUGGGCACCCUAAAUCUGCUAGAGUGUUGAGCACCUGACGGGGAUCAUAGUUAUAACUUGUAUACGUAUAUUUCUAGCACACAGCACGCGUGUACUGUGAAACCUUUCUAUACACUCUUGCAAAUCCCUAAUAAAUGCCUGCAGUAAGUGGAAGUUACAUAUAAAGUUCCAUAUAAAAUAAAAUGGACAGGCUUUCCAAUGAAGUAUCCAAUACAGAGUGUAGUAAAGAUUUGUAUUUUCGUAAUUGGCGUACCGUAUGUAGACUAAUUUAUUUUUGCAUUAAUCCGCUACAUAGGGAAAACAUUCCACCCUCGUGUUACCCUUGAU